This is a messenger RNA of Myxozyma melibiosi, 759 nucleotides long. RefSeq names its product vps28 protein. Gene Ontology annotation, molecular function: protein-containing complex binding. Lineage: Eukaryota; Fungi; Ascomycota; Lipomycetes; Lipomycetales; Lipomycetaceae. Gene Ontology annotation, cellular component: ESCRT I complex. The record is from RefSeq and is a predicted model, not a curated record. Gene Ontology annotation, biological process: protein transport to vacuole involved in ubiquitin-dependent protein catabolic process via the multivesicular body sorting pathway. Bases 1 to 759 code for a protein of 252 amino acids. The transcript has 2 exons.
AUGACGCAGCCAUACGCACCGACGCAGUACUCGUCCGCCUCGUUCGUGUCCUCGGCCGCCCUCCGCUCUCGCAUCCCCCUCGACGAGGAGGCCCGGCUCUACCGCACGCCCGCCCAGCGAGACCUCUACGAGUCGCUGGCCGAGAUCUACGCAAUCAUCGUCACCCUCGACUUUGUCGAGAAAGCAUACGUCAAGGACACAAUCUCACAGCAGGAGUACACUCCGAUAUGCUCGCGGCUGCUGGCUCAGUAUAGCACAAUCUUGAAGUCGGCCGAGGUUGCCGCUGAAUUUAAAGAUCUCGACUCAUUCAAAGCCCAAUAUGAUAUCAGCUACCCAUCAGCUAUUGCUCGACUACGGGUGGGCAUUCCGGCUACAGUAGAGCAUCCCGUCUCCAAACCACCAGAGCAGCAACUAUCCUACUACCCCACACAGUCCUCCACCCCACAGCCCGCCCCUGCACCCACAGGCGGCUCCUCUGCCCGUGCCGCUGCCGAUGCCACCGGAAACUUCAUCACAUUCAUGGACGCCCUCAAACUGAACUAUAAAGCUAAAGAUCAGCUUCACCCGCUCCUUGGUGAGCUCAUGACUUCUCUCAACGCUGUCACUACCCAGGAUUUCGACGGCAGGGCCAAAAUCGUCGAAUGGCUCAUCAAACUCAACUCAAUGAAAGCUACGGAUGAAAUCACAGACGAUCAGGCUCGGCAGUUGCUCUUUGACAUCGACCAUGCAUAUAAAGCAUUCUACAAAAUGCUGGGAUAG